CAUUUAAACUUUUGCCUCGAGAGUAACGCCGCCCAUUUUAAGUGCAACACUGGAAUUAUGCCAAAGCUUUUUGUCUUGCGUCCGCAUUAUAAAUCACUUCGCGCAACCUUGGCAUGACUCGUGUCAAACGCGCAUUUUGUUGUAUCCAAGUGGCUUGGUUUUGAGCAACGUAUAUCAGCACGAAGCGGAUGGAAAUAAAACGGGACACUUAUGUUUUCUACUAUAAUUUCAUUCGGCCGCCGAUAUGCAGAAGUGCUAUUGCUCACGAACACAUGCCACCAUCAACCUCGCUGCAGCAUGCGCACGCCAAGCGAAGGGUCCCGACCCGCCCCAUGAGUAGGAAGGCAGUGGGGAAGGAAAGACCUUGCGCAACGCUGGCGUGUCCAUCACUGGCCAACCAAAGCCACGUGGUCCUCUUUGCGCGACUCCAUUGGAUGGCGGUUGUGUGACGUGAAUGGAACAGCUGGUUCCGUCCGUCUCGAUCAAAACAAACGGCAUCCCCCUUGGCAUCCCCACAGAAGGCAGCAAAAUGGCUGACGAAACUGGUAGCUCCGUGUCGGGGUCGGAACUGGCAGAAUCGACAAGCGACGAAUGCUUGGCUGAACCUGACGGACCCGCUAAGAAGCGCUUCAAGGCUGGCGAAAGAACGCCUGGCAAGUCUGACAAAUUGGAGCACAGGCUGGGCGGCAUUCUUUGCUGCGCGGUCUGCCUGGACCUGCCCCGCACCGCCAUUUAUCAGUGCACCAACGGCCACUUGAUGUGUGCCGGUUGUUUUACUCAUCUCCUGGCAGAUGCGCGUCUCCGUGACGAGACCGCCACCUGCCCCAACUGCAGGACAGUCAUCAGCCGUGAGCUCUGCUCACGAAACCUCGCUGUUGAGAAAGCAGUCUGCGAACUGCCCACCGAAUGUCAAUUCUGCGCCAGUGAACUUCCCAGGUCACAGAUUGAGCGCCAUGAAGCAGAACUCUGCGAAGAGCGGUUGACACGCUGCCGCUACAGUCGGAUUGGUUGCCAGUGGAGGGGCCCGUACCAUGAGCUGGUGGUGCACACCCAAGUGUGCUCCCAUCCUCACAAAUCAGGCGGAGAAGUGAUGGAAGCUCUUGAGCUCAUUGACCAGCAGAUCCAUAAGGAGCAGAUGCUGUACAACACCAUCUUUGAACUGCUGUCGUUCGAGAAGAUCACUUUCAAUGAUUUGCAGUUUAAACCAUACCGCACAGAUGAGUUCAUUCACAAGCUGUACUAUGAGACAUCUCGCUUCACUGCCUUUGGCUCACAGUGGGUUGUAAAAGCACGUGUGAAUGACAAUCAGCGUGAUCCAACACAGUCUUGUGAGCGCACCCUCAGCUACCACCUUGUGCUCAAGAGCAAAGCUUCAACCACUAUGGGCAUCCACUACAUGGUGCUCAAGGGCCCAUUUGGAGACCUCAAGGUGAAUCCGCGUCUCUACCAACAUGAAUUUACUGAAGCUGCCAUGGAGAGCCCGUAUCAACCGCUGCCGUUGCUGGACUCUGCCGAAUGCAACAAACUGCUUGCUGCCAAAGCCUUCAACUUUCGCCUCAUCAUGUUUCAUGUGACCAAGUGAAACUGCCUCCAGUCAUCCAGAUUCCAAGCACACUGUAUAUUUGAAUUCUGUCCUUCCUGAAGAUCUGUAUCAAAUCCCUUUUCAUUCAGAUUACUUCCGCCAAAUGGCUUAAUUUAGAACCAUUCCCCAAUCCCUUGUCGUACAAAUAUAUCCACUUUCCUGUC
This is a messenger RNA of Dermacentor silvarum, 1746 nucleotides long. Its product is annotated as cysteine and histidine-rich protein 1-like. Gene Ontology annotation, cellular component: nucleus. The coding region runs from base 455 to 1582 and encodes 375 amino acids. The transcript has 5 exons. The record is from RefSeq and is a predicted model, not a curated record. Lineage: Eukaryota; Metazoa; Arthropoda; Arachnida; Ixodida; Ixodidae.